This is a messenger RNA of Lycium ferocissimum, 667 nucleotides long. Its product is annotated as nuclear transport factor 2B-like. Gene Ontology annotation, biological process: nucleocytoplasmic transport. Bases 49 to 420 code for a protein of 123 amino acids. The transcript has 2 exons. The record is from RefSeq and is a predicted model, not a curated record. Gene Ontology annotation, cellular component: nuclear pore central transport channel. NCBI's taxonomy places the organism in Eukaryota, Viridiplantae, Streptophyta, Magnoliopsida, Solanales, Solanaceae.
UUCCAUCAUUUAUCCUGGGCUUAGGCACCACCCAAAUUCAUCCUUAAAAUGGACGCCGACACUCUGGCAAAGGCAUUCGUAGAGCACUACUAUUCCACCUUCGAUACUAACCGGGCUGGGCUUGGAAAUCUGUAUCAAGAAGGAUCCAUGUUGACUUUUGAAGGAAUUAAAACUCAGGGUUCCCAAAAUAUAGUAGCAAAACUUACUAGUUUACCAUUUCAGCAGUGUCAACAUACUAUAAAUACAAUUGAUUGUCAGCCAUCUGGUCCUGCUGGUGGUAUGCUUGUUGUCGUCUCUGGUCAUUUACAACUAGCUGGUGAACAACAUGCUCUUAAGUUUGGUCAGCUGUUUCAUCUGAUGCCAACACCACAAGGAAGCUUCUACGUGUUCAAUGACAUUUUCCGGUUGAAUUAUGGCUGAGAUGCUCAAGAUGAAUGCUAUUCAUGUUGAUUAGUUCGGUCUCUUCUAAGUUCUGGACUUUGGAUGAAAUUCAAGUUUCUUGAAAUAGUUUACUCAAUUAUAUUGUGUCUCUUCUUCAUGUACUUGAUUUAGAAAUUGCUAUGGUUAAAUGUUUAGAGUUGCUCCACUCUGUUUUGACGUUUACUCAUUGGAGAAUGACAAUUUGAUGACAUCUAUCUACCUGUAUUGAAGAUCUUAAAUACCAAAA